Messenger RNA from Nannizzia gypsea CBS 118893, 1206 nucleotides. Its product is annotated as endochitinase 1. Gene Ontology annotation, biological process: carbohydrate metabolic process; chitin catabolic process. The record is from RefSeq and is a predicted model, not a curated record. NCBI's taxonomy places the organism in Eukaryota, Fungi, Ascomycota, Eurotiomycetes, Onygenales, Arthrodermataceae. Gene Ontology annotation, cellular component: extracellular region. The coding region runs from base 1 to 1206 and encodes 401 amino acids. Gene Ontology annotation, molecular function: chitin binding; chitinase activity. The transcript is spliced from 7 exons.
AUGGGAAACAUCGUGGGAUACCGCUCUGUGGUCUACUUCGUCAACUGGGGUAUCUAUGGACGAGCAUACAACCCAGCCGAUCUCCCAAUCGACAAGUUGACGCAUGUCCUCUAUGCGUUCGCCAACGUCCGCCCAGAAACUGGAGAAGUCUACCUUUCCGAUACCUAUGCUGAUAUCGAGAAGCAUUACCCCGGUGACUCUUGGAGCGAACCAGGAAACAAUGUUUACGGAUGCGCUAAGCAACUGUUUCUCUUGAAGAAGCAGAACCGUAACCUCAAGGUUCUCCUUUCCAUCGGUGGAUGGACUUACUCUGUAAACUUCCCCCAGGCCGCUAGCACCGACGCAAACAGGAAGAAGUUUGCCGAAUCAGCUACCAAAAUUCUCCUUGAUUUGGGAUUUGAUGGUCUUGAUGUUGACUGGGAGUAUCCCAAGGAUGAGACUGAGGCCAAUAACCUUGUCUUGCUCCUGAAGGCUUGCAGAGAGACUCUCAAUGCCAAACAGAAUGGCCGCAAGUUCCUUCUCACUGCUGCUGUUCCAUGCGGCCCCGUUAACUACGAGAAGCUUAAGCUUAAGGAAAUGAGCGCUUAUCUCGACUUCUUCAACCUUAUGGCCUACGACUUCGCUGGUUCUUGGGACAAGAGCUCCGGACACCAGGCUAACUUGAGACCAUCUGGGUCGAACCCCGCCAGCACUCCAUUUUCAACCAGUGCUGCUGUCGACUACUACAACAAGAACGGCAGCGUGCCCAAGAGCCAGAUGGUUCUUGGAAUGCCCCUGUACGGACGUGCUUUCACCAACACCGAUGGUCCUGGCAAGCCCUUCCAGGGAGUUGGCCCAGGAAGCUGGGAGAAUGGUAUCUGGGACUACAAGGUCCUCCCCAAGGACGGAGCCCAGGAGAAGAAAGACGAUGAGAGCGGUGCCUCUUACAGCUAUGACCAAGCCAGCCGUACCAUGAUUUCCUAUGAUACUAUUCCCAUGGUCGAAGAUAAGACCAAGUGGGUUAUCGACAACGGCCUUGGAGGUGGAAUGUGGUGGGAAGCCAGCGGUGACCGAGGUGGUAAGACUGCUACCAAGGCUGGCGGAAGCUUGAUUGCUACCUUCGUUGAGGGUGUGACUGCCAAUGGCCAGAAGGGAUUGGAGAAGUCCCAGAACUCCAUCUCAUACCCCGAGAGUCAAUACGAGAACAUGAAGAAGGGCAUCCCCUGA